Molecule: messenger RNA, 240 nt
Organism: Protopolystoma xenopodis
Lineage: Eukaryota; Metazoa; Platyhelminthes; Monogenea; Polystomatidea; Polystomatidae
Source: the annotation of a GenBank genome assembly
AUGUUGCCUUGGCAUCUGACCGAUGCUCCAGUCAGUUCACACGCUCUUUGCUGGACUUGGAGUAGCGCCGAACUGCCAUUCGUCAAAGCGACAAACUACUCGACUCUGACGAUGAUGACGACGACGCCGGUGAAGAGUGUUCGAGUGUUUUGCCAAAAGCAGUGGGGACACCAACGGCCUGAAAACUGGGCAGGACUAGGUCAAGGCAAAUCAUUUUUAGAAGAGGAAUAUGAUGCAUGA